AUAAAAAGAAGCUCAAUUCCCAGAAAAGACAAUACGGCUGGGUAGUACGACUGAAGACGAAAAGCCAAAAGGCCCAAGGUGGCUGAAACGGUCCACCGUAACACGCGUCGCGAGUGCCACGUUCCGCGUUCUUUCCCCCGCGCGGCAUUUCUUAUCGUAUCAGUUCUAGUCUGUUUCCCGCGAACGUCGAAAUAAAUAAUAAAAAACUCAGGGUCCCCUUUCCCCCAAUUCCUUCCUUCCCCUUGGCUGUCUGUGCCCUCCAAUUGAACGAAGUCAUUGAUUCUGUGCAAUCCGUGCGCCUCGUCGCUUCCCCUUCCGCCACCACCCAAUGGCGUCAGAGCCUGUGCUCCCGCCGCUCAUUGCAGGCGGCGGCGAUAACAGCAGCUUGGCCGACUCUGCCUUUGAGGGUUCUUCAAGUGACCCCGCCGUCUUCUCAAGCGAUGAUCUACGUGAUGCCUCCUGUGACGACUAUGUCUCAAGUCAUCGCAAGAGACUGUAUCGCGGGGCAUGGUGGGGCCUAAACAAAACCCGCAGAAAGCUGCGGCGCACCAUUGACAGUGGUGUCUUUAUGGGCAGCGAGGGCACGGAUGGCAGCGCAGAUGAUGUGCUUGAAGAGCUUCAUGGAAGGUCGCCUCUCUCAACGGGUAUCAAUGGAGAAGUGAGACGACCCUCUGCGCAAGGCGGGCUGGAUAUAUUUUCCCUGGCUAGCCAACGCAGACAAAUACAGACCAUUUCGACCCACGACAAUAGAUUUCAUCCAUACUCCCCGGCGUCGAUCGCUCCGCGCAUCGCAAUUGAGUCGCGUGCGGACAAUAUCAUUGGACGUUGCUUGGAAGGGGGCGUAGAUCGUGUUGAUCUCUCAGGCCAACGCCUUAAUUUCCUUUCCAAUUCGACCAUUUCCCAGCUCAAGCAUCUCGUCAAGACGCCGCAGUACGAAAGCGCUUCCUUGGACUCGGAUUCGUUCGAGUCAAUGAUCCCUUCGAUUGAUCUGCAGCUACAAAGCAACCUGCUUCGCUCCUUGCCCAGCGCGCUCUUCCAGCUGGAGCAUCUCACAAUUCUCAAUCUUCGGUACAAUUACCUCUCAGAGCUGCAUCCUGCGAUUGCGAAUCUUACGAAUCUCGAAGAGCUUCACCUUGAUGGAAACGAUUUGCGCUACCUGCCCUAUGAGAUCCUCAAACUGCUAGGCAAGGACGGCAAACUAAGGAGGCUCUUACUCUGCUCGAACCCGCUACUCAAACUCGCCGCAGAGCCGAUAGCCGGGCAGACGGGACUUCUCUCUGCGGCGGACGCUGUGGCCGAAGUUGUGCGCGCCAGAGCCCAUGCUCGUGCCAAGGAUGCCGAAAAGCGUGAGUCUGUUCCUGCCGGGGAGCAGCAGCCUUCGUCACAAUCGCAUCCCUCGUCUAAUCAGCCCGAAGACUGGGAACCCCGUCACCUGAUUUCCACGUCUCUCAAGCUCCUUGCCAUUGACGGCUCCCUUUACACCAACCCCACGUCUACCAUCACGCCUCCCUGUCCUAUCAUAUCCUCCUCGGCCGGAUCUUCUUUGGGAGUGGCCACUCCUGGCCCGCCAUCUUCAGUCUUUACUUCUUCUUCCGUCUCUGCUGCACCAUCUCUCUUCGAGACCGCUCUGCGCGUCUGCCACAGCAACGACGCACUUGAGCACCUGCCGGCGCUUCUACCCUUGGACACUCCAGAAUCCGUUUCUCGCGCUCUUCGCGAGACCUUGCGCAUCAAAGAGUCCGAGGAUGAACGCGUGUGCACUGUCUGCGGCAAAUGGUACCUUUUGCCCCGAACAGAGUGGAUCGAGUGGUGGGAUUGCAUCCCCCCACCUCCUGGAGUCCCGCGCAUCCCUCCUGCGACCGUUGAAGAAGAAGUGACGAAAACGAUUGCUCGCGCCGUGCCUUUGAUCCGAAAAGGCUGCUCGUGGGCUUGUCGGCCUGGUGUCCCCCCCCGCACGGAGAAAGCUGGCAAGUAGACGCGGUCUGAAUUGGGGACGUGACUUGGACAUGAUGCUGCAAAAUGGCCAAUUGGGAAAGAUGGCCAUUGCUAUAUUCCUGUGCUUGCGCAGUAUCAUUAUCCUUAUCACUAUCAUCAUCACUAUCAUUAUCGUUAUUAUUAUCGUUAUUAUUAUCACCAGUAUUGGUAUCCUUUUCGGUCAUCAUCUGUAUCGGUAUCUUUUCGGUCAUCAUCAUCAUCAGCAUUAGUAUCAGC
Messenger RNA from Xylona heveae TC161, 2211 nucleotides. RefSeq lists its product as hypothetical. The record is from RefSeq and is a predicted model, not a curated record. The transcript is spliced from 3 exons. NCBI's taxonomy places the organism in Eukaryota, Fungi, Ascomycota, Xylonomycetes, Xylonales, Xylonaceae. Gene Ontology annotation, molecular function: protein binding. Bases 329 to 1975 code for a protein of 548 amino acids.